This is a messenger RNA of Metopolophium dirhodum (rose-grain aphid), 1029 nucleotides long. RefSeq lists its product as uncharacterized. The transcript is spliced from 5 exons. The record is from RefSeq and is a predicted model, not a curated record. NCBI's taxonomy places the organism in Eukaryota, Metazoa, Arthropoda, Insecta, Hemiptera, Aphididae. Bases 364 to 1029 code for a protein of 221 amino acids.
UUGUAUUUAUAUAUUAUACCACAGGACCAGCAGCUGGCCAGUCUGCGCUCCACAAUCUGCGGGAGUAUUGAUCGAUGCAAGCCUGUGAUACGUCAGAUAUUGUUAUGUGUUAAGCAACCGGUAGAGGGGACGACCACCACUACAACCACCACCGAUGGGCGGCUUAUAAAAAAGCUCGCGAAGGGUGUCUCGCUAUCACUUUGCGAUCCGUAUACGGACUACUUACAGUUCACCGGCUUACCCGUUUUCCCGUCUCGUUUCUCUCGCCCAUCCAAAUAUUUUAAUAUUUUGCCGACCGUUUGUUCUAUUUGUCGAUUUUCUUCCCGAUUUUCCCUUGCAUAUUUUACAAAAGGCAACGCAAUAAUGAAGAUAUUUACUGUAGCAGUGAUUAUGACGAUCGUCGCAACUGUAACUGUUCCUAAUGUGGCAACCGACGCUAGACUCGACGUGGAUUAUAUGGAAGAGUUUCCAACUAUCCAUAGCAGAUGUCCACCAAAUGUAACUGCAGAUUUUGAUGUGAUCUUCAAUAGUGAGGAUUCGUCAACGGUUAAAGGUUGUGCCUCACUCGAAUUCAGAUCUCGUCAUGACUCUAACGAAAUGAAAGUAUUCAGCGUGAAGUUUGGCCGUUUGUAUGACGGUGUUUGUGUGUCAGGCGACUAUGCAGAUGUGGACCAGUUGGUGUUUUCCUGUAUAUCCCAAUCAGCCACACCGCCACUAGAAUUUGACAAUGGAAAAGUGUACAGACUUAACGGCCAUGUUCUGAAACCGGCGGGCAAACACCAGACUAGAUGUGUCUUGUACAAGAUGACGAACUCCGUGAUGAACAUGAUGGCAGUUAGCGGUACCACAUCGUGCGAAGGCUUGUCACGCAUGAUGUUUUAUUCAAAGGCCACGCCCCUCAAAGGAUCAAUGUUGUUGCGGUUGAACAAACUCAGAGACAAUCUACGACAUGAGCGCUCCACAUCAGAAGAUAAAAACUCAACACAACUGAACUUUUCAGGGUCUAGAUAUUACUGGAUAACAGGUUGA